UUUUUCUAACUUACUUUACGUCUUGAUUCUUGCGUGAAAUGGGUCUAGAAAAACUUCUUAUGUCAACGUCAUGUCGACGUGCCGAUUUGGAACUUAGAGAAAAUCUUAUAAAAAGGACGUUUACAGCCUUCUAGUUUUUAACAAUAGUGUUCAAAGGAUUUUGUAUAAACAAUGGCUAGGAGAUACAGAGAUGCUGCGGCGAAACUGCAACAAAAUGUCCAAAAACAUUUGCAGGAAAUGAAAGAGCUUUCAUCGUCGGAAGAUGAAGAGCCUUUUGAAUCGAGCGUGCUGGAAGGUGUUUUCCAAAGCUACUGGUCAGGUGGCGGCGACUCUCACAUGCUCAACAGGACAAAGAACAUUCUAGAAGAAGCCAUCAGCGGCCGGUCCAUCACAUGUCUUAUCUGUAUCGGAUCUAUAAAAAGAGCAGACGCGAUAUGGAGCUGUGGCCACUGUUACUGUUAUUUCCAUCUGUCUUGCAUACAAAAAUGGUCGAACGACAGCAUAAGUCUGCGUAGCGAGGCAAGCCAGGGGCCUGUGACAGUGUUCGUACAUAAAAAAGUUGAAUGGUGCUGUCCGAAGUGCCGGCACUCGUAUUCUAAAGACGAAAUCCCACGUAAGUAUAGAUGUUUCUGCGAGAAAACUGACGACCCACCGUACCAUCCUUGGUUGAUACCGCACACGUGUGGUGAAGUGUGUGGUAAGAGAUUAUCGAGUAGUGAUAGCUGUAAGCAUAAAUGCUUGCUCCUCUGUCAUCCGGGACCAUGUCCUCCUUGCCCUCAGACUGUCAAUGGAGCCUGCUUUUGUGAGAAGGAGCGAAAGAGAGUGAGAUGUAGUGCCGCAAAGUGGUCUUGUGGGCAACGGUGUAAAAAGACAUUACUCUGUCAUGCACAUAAAUGUGAGAAUGAGUGCCAUGAAGGGGACUGUCCACCAUGCAGCUACACAAGUGUACAACCUUGUCAAUGUGGUACAGAGAAGAUGAAGCGUCCUUGCAAUGAUCCUAUAUGGAACUGUAACAAAUCAUGUAAUAAAAUGUAUCCAUGCGGUUAUCACAAGUGUGAGAAGUUUUGUCAUUCUGGAGACUGUGGUGCAUGCCCUAAUUCUGGCAUGAAGACUUGUCCAUGUGGAGCAAACAAAAGAUAUGUACAAUGUCCAGAUGUCAUGGAAACAUGUUUAGGAACAUGUGGAAAGUUACAUGAAGACUGCGAUCAUAAUUGUCCAGAAAAAUGCCAUAAAGGCCCCUGUCCACCUUGUCAAGUGCUAGUUCAGAAGAAAUGCCAUUGUGGCACACAUACUAGAUCACUACCAUGCAGUAAAGAGUUUAAAUGUGAGACUAAAUGCCGAGGCACACGGCCUUGUGGGAAGCACAGCUGUGCUCGCAAAUGUUGUAAUGGAAACUGCCCACCAUGUGAGAAAAUUUGUGAUAAACCUCUUCAAUGUGGUCGGCAUAAAUGUAUCAACAUUUGCCAUCAUGGCCCAUGCUAUCCUUGCCCUCUAGAAUCGAAAAUAACUUGUAGGUGUAAAGAAACAUACAUUAGGGUUCCAUGUGGAAGAGAGAGGUUGGUGAAGCCACCAAAGUGUGCACUCCCUUGCAAAAUAAAAUACAAAUGUGGGCAUUCUGAGGAAAAUAAACAUUUGUGCCACUUUGGCGACUGCUUACCCUGUAAAGCAAUUUGUUAUAAAACUUAUCCAAAAUGUGGACAUAAAUGCAAAGCAGUUUGUCAUGAGUAUGUUGCUGUGGUGUUCAAACAGAUAGAAAAGCCUGCAACACCCUGGGAAGUGCAGCCUCCAAAGACUAAGAUUAUGAAUUUGGACUGUCCUCCAUGUGAGACUCGUGUACCAGUUAUAUGUUUAGGGGAGCAUGAAACCGAGGAGCAGCCGUGUCAUUCAGCAACACGUCGAUCAUGUGGAAGACAAUGUGGCCGCUCAUUGCCCUGUGGAAACCACUCAUGUUCCUUAUUGUGUCACCUUUUGACUGACAAUGUGCUUUCAAGUUGCAGACCCUGUGAGAAAGAAUGCUUAGUGCCUCGUCCAGAGAAGUGUUUGCAUAAAUGUACAAUCCGAUCGUGUCACCCAGGACCCUGCCCACCGUGCGACAUGCUGGAAAGGAUUCCAUGUCACUGUGGUGUUACAGAGCUGUAUUUACGCUGCCGAGAGCUGUCUACUGCCACUGAAGAAAAACUUUCAUGCAAGCAACAAUGCUCCAAAAACUUGGAUUGUGGACAUCGCUGCCGUAACACCUGUCAUUCUGGACCCUGCGGAAAUCAAAUCUGUACUAGAAAAACUAAAAUACAUUGCCCAUGCGCAAAUUUGAAGAAGGAAGCUCCGUGUAACCUUGUUAGGAGCGGAGAGGCGAAAGUCGAUUGUGAUAAAUCAUGUGAAGAGAAGAAAACUGCAAUACUAAUAGAGAAAGAGAAGGAGGAGCGCAGACAGAAAGAGUUAGAAGAAGAGAGGAACCGGAGGGAACUUGCGGAAUAUGAAUGGAAAUUAAGUGGAAAAAAGAAGAAGUAUAAGGAAAAACGUAUAGCUGUUAGCAAAGACAAUAGAAACUGGAUGCAACGAUACUGGAUUCCUAUUUUAUCUAUAUUAAUAGUAUUUAUUGCUGCUUUGUAUUAUGUAUUUUAUGUGUAACUAAAUUUAAGAUUAUUGAGCAGUCCAGAAAACUGCACAUUUUAGUGUGGCACUGGUUGAAUUAUUACAUCUAUAUUUUGUAAAUUUUUGGAUGAGCUCUGUAACAUUUGUCAAAAUAAUGCUGUGUGGUGUGCAUGUUGAAAAAAGUUGAAUUUCUUACAGGUUUUAUAGAUUAAAAUUUUUUGGGUUCAUAAUUAAGAGUACCUAACUAAUAAUAUUUAAAAGAAAAUAUCUGCAUUAUAUUGUAUAUUUCUUUUAAGGUUGUAUACAUAAAUAUUUUAUUUUAAAUAUUUAUUUCCAUUUUAUUUAUUUUAUUUGCUAUAUCAAUAGCAGAUUUUUUAAUUAAGUAAUGGAAACAUACAGUAUAUACAAAUAAGUUCAUACAAAUUAAUUAACACAUAAUACCAAAAAAGUUUCCAAUGUCUAAGAGGUGAUAACUAUUAUUCCAGUUAAGUCAAUAAAGUGAACACUACCAUAUAAAAAUACGAUAUUUAAGGUGGUAGCUCAAGGUCCAUUUUCAUACAUUUUGUUUCGGCUUUAAUCUGGGUAACUAAACAAGUAUUGGCAAGUAAAGAAUUUAAAUUCACGUCUAGUAAGUGAUUAGUUCUCGCAGUUGAAAGAAAAACGUAAAAAUAAUUAAUAAUCAUGGAUAUUUCGGCCUUUAAAAUUUAAUAUGACGAAAUUUGUUUAGUUACCCAGAUUAAAGCCGAAACAAAAUGUAUGAAAAUGGACCUUGAGCUACCACCUUAAUAGGGAUAUUUUUAAUGAUAGCUGUUACAGUGCUCAAGUUUUAACUUAACGUCCAUUUGUUAGCCUGACAAGUGUUAGUUUAUACAAACACAGACUUGGUGAGCUCUUUAGGCGAUCUCAACCCAGGAACUUAUCCUAAAUUAAUUGUAGUUGGUUGUAGAAAUCAUCAUCCUAAAUUGUGCAAGGUAUAGGCAUAAGUAGGAAAUUACCAGUCAUGACAAUAUUAGAGUAAUUAAUUAAUUGUGGUUGUAAUAUAACACCAAAAUUAUUGUUAAUCUAGCAUGGGAAUAACUUAUUAAUUUAGCCACAAUAAUUUUUAAAAGUGACUUGUUUUUACUUAUUUAUUUUAAUUUAUUAUCUAAAAUAUGUCAUUGAAAGGGUGUAAAAAAUUAUUUAGCAUUAUGUAAGAACAUAUGUAAAUGUUCAUAGGUUAAAAUUAUCAUAAAAAAGACAUUUCUAGGAAUUCCAGAGUUCUAUAUUUCCAUACUAACAAAUAAGCACCUAUUUUGGCGUCUAUUUUGUUUGGGCAUUAUAAAAUGAAGUUUUAUUUAUAAUAUACAAAACAUUAUUUUCAGUUUAGGUACACAUUAAAUAUUCUCAAAUAUUUAUUGUUUGGUGCGUUUUUUAUAUUGUCAUAAGUAAAUACUGAAGAAUUA
Manduca sexta (tobacco hornworm) is the source of this 4034-nucleotide messenger RNA. Its product is annotated as NF-X1-type zinc finger protein NFXL1. Gene Ontology annotation, molecular function: RNA polymerase II transcription regulatory region sequence-specific DNA binding; DNA-binding transcription factor activity, RNA polymerase II-specific; zinc ion binding. Bases 172 to 2628 code for a protein of 818 amino acids. Lineage: Eukaryota; Metazoa; Arthropoda; Insecta; Lepidoptera; Sphingidae. Gene Ontology annotation, biological process: regulation of DNA-templated transcription. Gene Ontology annotation, cellular component: nucleus. The transcript has a single exon. The record is from RefSeq and is a predicted model, not a curated record.